AUGGCCGCCUCCACCAUGUCUGUCUGCUCUGAUGCUUGCACCAACUCCUCCUGGCAGGUGGAUGACUGCCCAGAAAGCUGCUGUGAACCCAGCUGCUGUGCCCCCAGCUGCUGCCAACCCAGCUGCUGUGUUCCUUGCUGUGCCCCCAGCUGCUGUGCCCCAGCCCCCUGCCUGACCCUUGUCUGCACUCCAGUGAGCUGUGUGUCCAGCCCCUGCUGCCAAUCUUCCUGCUGCACACCCUCAUGCUGCCAGCAGUCUAGCUGCCAGCCAGCUUGCUGCACCUGCUCCCCCUGUCAGCAGCCCUGCUGUGUGACCCUCUGCUGCAAGCCUGUCUGCUGCACACCCAUCUGCUCUGGCUCCUCCUCCUGCUGCCAGCCCUCCUGCUGUGCUCCUGUGUGCUGCAAGCCUGUGUGCUGCAAGCCCUGCUCCAGCGUGUCCCUGCUGUGCCGCCCUGUGUGCAGACCUGCCUGCUGUGUGCCCACCUCCUCCUGCUGUGCCUCCUCCUGCCAGCCCAGCUGCUGUCGCCCAGCCUCCUGUGUGUCCCUGCUGUGUCGCCCUGCCUGCUCCAGACAGGCCUGCUGUGGCCAGAAGUCCAGCUGCUGA
Messenger RNA from Mastomys coucha (southern multimammate mouse), 603 nucleotides. RefSeq names its product keratin-associated protein 10-3-like. Gene Ontology annotation, cellular component: keratin filament. The coding region runs from base 1 to 603 and encodes 200 amino acids. The transcript has a single exon. The record is from RefSeq and is a predicted model, not a curated record. NCBI's taxonomy places the organism in Eukaryota, Metazoa, Chordata, Mammalia, Rodentia, Muridae.